AUGCCUCUCAGCACCUCCACCUACGGUAAAGACAACGUCAAGUUCUUGAAAAUCAAGAAAGACCCAGCCAAUCCAAAGAUCCAAGAAGUCAUCGAGGUGUCUUGCAAAGUGUUGCUCGUUGGUGAUUUCGACGUCAGUUACACCAAGGCCGAUAACUCUCCUAUUGUUCCUACUGAUACCGUCAAGAACACCGUGCUUAUCUUGGCCAAGACCCAGAAAGUUUGGCCAAUUGAAAGAUUUGCCGCUAAUUUGUCCAGCCAUUUCUUGAAGAAGUACGCCCACGUCUCUGCCGUCGAUGUGGAAGUCGAACAAUUGCCAUGGAAGAAGUACCAAGUCGAUGGUAAAUUACACGACCACUCAUUCAUUAAGUCCGGGACCGAAUUGAGAGUGACCAAGGUCCAUCAAAACCGUGCUGGGGACUUCAACUUGACUUCGGGACUCAAAGAUUUGACGGUGCUCAAGAGUACCAACUCGAUGUUUUACGGAUACCACCAGUGUGAUUUCACCACCUUGAAAGAAACCAAGGACCGGAUCUUGUCGACUGAUGUCGAUGCGGUGUGGACCUGGGAUCCAAAGAAGGUGACGGUUGCCAAUAUUGACACUUUGGCCGAUGGUGGGGCGUUUGACAAGACUUUUGACAGCGCUCGCCAAACCACUUUGGAUCUUUUUGCUACUCAAAACUCCCCAUCGGUGCAAGCCACGAUGUACGAUAUGGGGACCGAGAUCCUCAAGAACAACUUGUUGGUGAAGGAUGUGAGUUACAAUUUGCCAAACAAGCAUUAUUUCCUUAUUGAUUUGAGCUGGAAAGGGUUGUCGAAUGAUAAUGAGUUGUUUUAUCCAUCAUGGCAUCCAAAUGGGUUGAUCAAGUGUACUGUGGUCAGAGAACCAAAGGCGAAGUUGUGA
This is a messenger RNA of Saccharomycopsis crataegensis, 903 nucleotides long. RefSeq names its product urate oxidase. Gene Ontology annotation, molecular function: urate oxidase activity. Bases 1 to 903 code for a protein of 300 amino acids. NCBI's taxonomy places the organism in Eukaryota, Fungi, Ascomycota, Saccharomycetes, Ascoideales, Saccharomycopsidaceae. Gene Ontology annotation, cellular component: peroxisome. The transcript has a single exon. Gene Ontology annotation, biological process: purine nucleobase catabolic process; urate catabolic process. The record is from RefSeq and is a predicted model, not a curated record.